GAGAAUUAGACCUACUACUGCUUAAAAAGAUAUUUUAGAAAGGACAAGGAUUUUCUCAUAUGAUUAGAGAGAGAGCACCGAGUUUCUUUGAUUUUCGCUCUGCCAUGGAACAGAGACAAUCGAGAACCAACGCGUUCCGCAUGUUUCUUUUGUUCAACAGGAUCCAAUAGCAGGAAGAGCAACCCUCUUUUUUCGUUUCAGUAAAAAAAUCAAUGAAAACCACUACUCGAAAAACGGUAUUGCGUAAAUUUUCAUCGACCUUGACGUAAAAAGGCGACACUGAAAGUCAUUGCAUUUUUUUCAAAGGAGGAAGAUAGAAUCGCAGCAAUCAAAUAGCAACUCGUCUAGAAAAAAAAAAUACUUUAUAUUUGAGACCUUAUAUUUUCAUUUGGUCGCAUUAUCUCCACCACGCACUCGGAGCUGAAGACCACCACAGACUCCAAAAAAUCAUUGUUGCCUCUGUGCUGUCGCGGGAAGGCGAACAAAAACGCUGACUCCUGACAGAUUACGUCUGAGUUGCAAGAUGGGAGACGACGGCUAUUCCGCAUCGCAAUUACGGUAUGGAAUUUUCUCUUCUAGUUCUCGCGCGUAUUAAUUCUUCUGUUCGAACAGGAAGGCAAGACAAGAUGGGGAUGGAAAAUGUCCAAGAUGAAACAUGGCCUGCCGUGCGUGUGGAGAAGCAUUUGCCCCUGUUUUAGUAAAAAAAAACUCAAACGUCUAUGUGCAUGUCACUCGGUGGAACAGUAAGUACAACAGUGCUUCACAAAACGUUAUCAGGUCGCGAUAUGGGCCGGGAGGGAGUGAAGGCGAUGCGAGUCUCUCGGCGUCGCAGUUGCGAUCCAGACACGGGAUCAAUAACCGUAUAAUCGCAGAAGUAGACCUGCUCAUGUUACUUUUGAUCUUCAACUUUUUGCCAAUCAGGAAGGCUGCUAAUUUACGUACUGGCUAGAUGAGAAAGAUGGCAACAUGACUUCGACUGCAUUUUUACGAUCAUGGAUGUGAAAGCAAAAGUUAUUGCAGUAGCCACACGCACGCGAGGGCGAGCUAUAAAUUUCCAAAAAUAUCUUUCCAGGUGAGUUCAAGAACCAAGGCGGAGUAAAUCCGGUUUUGCUAAUCACCAUUCUUCUGGGUGCCGCACUUGCCAUCUACUUCUUCCUGGUGCGGGAAAAACUAUAGUCUUGUACAUGAAAAUAAAUAACUUCUAGUUUUGCUAAAAGGCUGGACGAAAUAUGAUCGAUAUAGAUAACCGGCAUCGGUUCGGUAAGAAAAUGAAAAGCUCCCGUAAACCUAAAAGAUAAACCGACCAGGACCAGGGCGGCCGAUUUGUAUUUUUUUUUCUACCACCACAAGAGCGCGGAUUUGUAUUUUUUUUUCUUCGUCAAUUUUCAUUUUGAAUGGAGAUGGACUAGCAAUUGAUUGGUCAUGCAACGGUGGUGCGCGCCUGCCUCUGUACGCGCGCAAGACUCGUGCAGUGUCGCGUGUGUCUACCGUGACCAUACCAGGCCGGUUUUUUUUUUAAUUGCGAUCAUUGGACGACGAUGAAGAUGAUGAAUAAACCACUUGUACUUUUUGGAUAGUCUUUUCGCGCAAAGACUUCAUACUUUUACGCCACGCAACGAAGAACAAAAACAUAACAUCACAACACACAAGCCACAAAAGGCUGCCGUUGUCGCGGUGCCCCCGACGCCAAUG
Messenger RNA from Amoebophrya sp. A120, 1692 nucleotides. NCBI's taxonomy places the organism in Eukaryota, Dinophyceae, Syndiniales, Amoebophryaceae. The record is from the annotation of a GenBank genome assembly.